UCCUUUUCUUGCAUCUUUCUUUCCAUUUCAAAAACUUUCUUCGCUGAUUCUUUUCCUCAGAAAGAACAAGGGAAGCUUUCAUUUGGUGAAAUUUUUUAGGGGCAAGAAAUGGACAUUGACGAUAUUUUUGGGAUGACCCAGAACGUAAGCUUGCCAAGAAAGAGUGCAAUUUAUGUUUGGGGUUAUAACCAAUCGGGUCAAACGGGUCGAAAGGGGAAGGAUCAUCAAUUAAGGGUUCCCAGGCAACUCCAUCCUGAUCUUUUUGGAUGCCCAGGCGAAAUUAAUUCUCGCUGGUUGGAUAUUGCCUGUGGUCGUGAACAUACGGCUGCUGUGGCUUCUGAUGGGUCACUUUUUACUUGGGGUGCAAACGAUUUUGGCCAACUGGGUGAUGGAACAGAGGAAAAGAGCAAACUUCCAAAGAAAGUGAAUCAAUUGCAGGGUGAGUUUGUGAAAUCUGUUUCCUGUGGAGCACAUUGUACUGCUGCUAUUGCUGAGCCUCGUGAGAAUGAUGGCACCCUUUCAACUUGUCGACUCUGGAUUUGGGGACAAAAUCAGGGAUCCAAUUUUCCACGCUUAUUUUGGGGAGCCUUCACACCACAAACGAUUAUUCGUCAAGUGUCCUGUGGGGCAGUUCAUGUGGUGGCAUUGUCUGAUGACGGCCAAUUGCAAGCUUGGGGCUACAAUGAGUAUGGUCAGCUAGGCAGGGGUGUUACUUCCGAAGGUCUACAAGGAGCUCGCAUUAUAAAUGCUUUUGCAAAGUUCCUUGAUGAGGCCCCUGAGCUUGUAACGAUUACUAAGGUGUCAUGUGGGGAGUACCAUUCUGCAGCUAUAUCUGAAAACGGCGAGGUCUAUACAUGGGGACUAGGAAGUAUGGGUCAACUUGGUCACUGUUCGCUUCAGUCUGCAGACAAAGAGUUGAUACCGAGGAGAGUUGUUGCUCUUGAUGGAAUAUGUGUGAAGGAUAUUGCAUGUGGCGGAGUACACACAUGUGCCAUUACUCAAAAUGGCUCUUUAUACGCAUGGGGUGGCGGUCAAGUAGGACAAUUAGGUGUUGGGCCCCAGACAGGGUUUUUUUCAUGUAUCGCGGGUGACUCCGAGACAUUUCUUCGAAACUUACCUGUAGUGGUUGUCUCAGACGGUGUGCAACAUGUUGCUUGUGGACAUUCGCACACUCUUGUUUCAACGAAGGAUGGAAGAAUCCAUGGAUGGGGUUACAAUAGCUAUGGUCAGGCAGCUAAUGAGAAAUCUACAUAUGCCUGGUAUCCAUCUCCUGUCGAUUGGUGCGUAGGGGAAGUGCGAAAACUAGCAGCUGGUGGUGGACAUUCAGCUGUCCUAACGGACGCUUGUUCCUUGAAGGAGCUUUGUGAGUUCAGGCUUGCUGAUACCGUUAACUCGCAGAAUGCUUCUGAAAUAGAAGAUGUCGCAUCCAGGACAGGAUCGGAUGCUUUAGCACGCCUUUGUGGACGUCUGAGGGAGUCUGUACUUGAUGGCCGUUGUGAAUUCGAAGAAGAUGAAACCAGCAAUUGAAAGAAAUGAGAAAGAGGAAAUAUGAAAAAAAAGAAAAGGAAGAAGACGACGAAGUGUAUAGCGGUCUUCAUAUAUAUAUAUAUAUAUAUUCUGUCAAGUCUGUAUUAGUCUUUCGUUCUUCUGCAUCAGGGUAGAAGCAUUGAAACGAUUAAAUGUAGGUGGUAUAUAUAAUGUGUGUGAUGAUGAACUUGUAUUUUACUCUUUUAGGAUCUGAUGAGCAUUUGGCCAUCGUGUAUUCGAUCAUCUGUAUCAUCAAACACUUAUGUGGUCACAUUGACCAUUUCUCAAGCCAGGGUUAAUAAUAACCCAGCUAUAUUCUUAAUAGCAAACUUGUACACUAUGUUGUUUA
Molecule: messenger RNA, 1876 nt
Organism: Cucumis sativus (cucumber)
Lineage: Eukaryota; Viridiplantae; Streptophyta; Magnoliopsida; Cucurbitales; Cucurbitaceae
Product: ultraviolet-B receptor UVR8
Exons: 9
Coding region: 109-1527 (472 amino acids)
Source: RefSeq, a predicted model, not a curated record